AUGUCUUCUCGCCGCCCAGCAGACGAUGCAGCUGCAGGUCAGCCUGACCCCAAGCGGGCCAAGGUCGACGCUCCCAAGCCGGGCGGAUUCGACAUCUCCUCUAUCCGAGCCCAAAUCGCAGCCAAAAAGGCCGAAGCAGAGGCCAAGCUCGCUGCAGCUGCGCCUGCUCCUUCCCGACCUGCCGGACCCUCCUCUCUCCCUCCCCCUCCCAAAGCCGAUCCCUCCAUCAAAGAGCGAGCUGCCGCCGCCAAGGCUCGUAUCGAGGCGCUCAACACCCGGAAAUCCAACCCCUACCUCUCUGGCAGCGGGUCCAUGCCUAAACCCAACGAAGAGCGCGCGCCCCUGCCUGUCCUGUCCUCGAGUAUCGCCCUGCACCCGUUGCUCAUGGGGGAUCUGGCGGGACAAAAGGAGGAGAAGAAUGAAAAGAAGGCAAUGAGGGAUAGGUACAAACCUAUGGCGCCGAAAUUCUCUACGGUCAAGGCGAACGUCGCCACCCAGGCCAAACCGGUCGAGGUGGUCAUUGCUCCUCAGCCAAGUCUGAACCCGUACGCUGCCAAGGCGCCAGCUGGACCUAGUGCCGAGGAGGGAGGCGUAGCGAGGCGGACCAAGAGGCAAUUACAUUUUGCGGCGCCGGGGCGGUUUGUCAAGCAGGGUGAUGCGUUGCGGAAUGAGCAAAAGAUGGAGGCGUUGAGGUUGAGGAUUAUGGAGAAGUCGAGAAAGGCGGGGUUGGAUAGCGAGUUUGACACCAUGGGGAGGAGUUUGAAGCGCCUUCCUCCGCCAGAUGUCGAGUGGUGGGACAAGGCCCUCCUCCCUGACGAACAAACCUACGACGACCUCGACACGGCCAUGGACUUUUUAGAAAAGUCGGACGACUCGCUCAUCACCCACCUUAUCCAACACCCCAUCCCCAUCCCCGCACCUGGCGACAAGAAGGCGGAAGAGCGCGGGCUGAUGCUCACCAAGAAGGAGCAGAAGAAGAUGCGACGACAGCGGCGAAUGGCGGAGUUGGAGGAUAAGCGGGAUAGGCAAAAGAUGGGACUUUUACCUCCUGAUCCACCAAAGGUGCGCCUCGCCAACCUCAUGAAGGUCCUCACGUCCGACGCGGUCCAAGAUCCAACCAAAGUCGAAGCCAAGGUCCGCAAGGAAGUGGCCAACCGGGCGACCAAGCACGAAAAGGACAACCAGGAGCGCAAACUCACCACCGAGGAACGCAAGGAGAAGGAGUACCAGCUCAUGGUGGCGAGGGAGCGCAAAGGCCUACACGGGGCGGUCUUCAAAAUUCGUUACCUCACCAACGGGCGUCAUCGGUUCAAGGUGCGGGAAACGGCCAGGACCGACCUGCUAUCUGGCAUCUGCCUAUUCAGCCCCAACUUUGCCCUCGUCCUCGUCGAAGGCGUUGACAAGAGCAUCAAGCACUACAAGCAGCUCAUGCUCAACCGGAUCGACUGGACGGAGCAGGCACGCCCGAUGGCCAAGGGCGAAGGCGAGGAUGGGGAGGAGGAAAAGAGCGACGAGGAGGAGGGAGGGGAUUUGGCGGAUAACAAGUGCGAGAUGAUCUGGGAGGGAGAAGUGCCGGAGCGGACCUUUAAGCAGUUCCGGGCGAGACAUGCAGAGACGGAUGGGUCGGCCAAGGAGUGGCUGACGCCAAAGUGGGAGGGAAUGUGGGAUCUGGCAAAGCGGUGGGUGUGGAAGGGAGAGGAGUUGUAG
Molecule: messenger RNA, 1707 nt
Organism: Dioszegia hungarica
Lineage: Eukaryota; Fungi; Basidiomycota; Tremellomycetes; Tremellales; Bulleribasidiaceae
Product: pre-mRNA processing factor 3-domain-containing protein
Exons: 3
Coding region: 1-1707 (568 amino acids)
Biological process (GO): mRNA splicing, via spliceosome
Cellular component (GO): U4/U6 x U5 tri-snRNP complex
Source: RefSeq, a predicted model, not a curated record